Astyanax mexicanus (Mexican tetra) is the source of this 1334-nucleotide messenger RNA. RefSeq names its product peptidyl-tRNA hydrolase 1 homolog (gene ptrh1). Bases 437 to 1240 code for a protein of 267 amino acids. The transcript has 5 exons. The record is from RefSeq and is a predicted model, not a curated record. NCBI's taxonomy places the organism in Eukaryota, Metazoa, Chordata, Actinopteri, Characiformes, Acestrorhamphidae. Gene Ontology annotation, molecular function: peptidyl-tRNA hydrolase activity.
UUAAGCAGCAGUCUCUGAACCAAACGGUUACGAUUAAACUACACUAUGUGUUUACCUGUGGUAUAAUGUUGGAAUUGGCAUUUAUUAGGAUGUAAAAAUAAUAAUUUGGAGAAGGGUGAGCAAAGAUCAAUCUGGCAACCUUGGUUGGGUAGACAUGUUUACCCAUGUGUGAGCGCUCCGAGUACGGCUCUGAGUACUGUAGCUGCAUUUAUACUGCUAUAUUUAUGUAUAUUUAUAUAGGGACUUUCACACAGCAGCAGCAGCAGGGAUUACUCUGAUCCAUUAAUUCGGGAAUAACACACUUAACACAGGGUUUGGAAGAGUUUGAGGGCAGUAUUUGCGUUUAAACGCUUUACAGACUGGCUACAUCCAGUUUUUCUAUGUGUGUGAGCAAUAAGGGUGACUCACUGAUGAGCAAUUUGCAUUAUCUCUGCUGAUGAGAAACGUCAGAGUAAGGAGUGAAGUCUGGCUGUUCCGAUUCUUCAGAUUCUCUAUGGCUCUCCUGAGGCGGAUGAUAAAUAAGCUGGUGAACAGAGUUAUGUUAGGCACAGUAACUUUACCUUGUGAGAAGAUGGCCAGUGAUACAGGUCUAGCAGUCAGCGGUGCCAGAAAAAAAAUGGUCGUAGGGCUUGGAAACCCUGGGAUGAACGGUUCAAGGCACAGCGUUGGCAUGGCUGUGAUUUCAGCACUGGCAGAACGUCUUGGAGUAGCUCAGCAGUGGAAAUCUGACAGACAGGUGUCAGGAGAGGUCAUCGUUUCAGUCUACCAGGACACUCAGCUGGUGCUUCUCCGACCAAAGUUGCUUAUGAAUGUCAAUGGAGUUAGUGUGGCAAAGGCAGCCAACAAAUUUUCUGUCCAGCCAAAGAACAUUCUUCUAGUCCAUGAUGAACUCGAUAAAGCACUUGGGAAGCUUGCCAUUAAACAUGGUGGAAGUGCAAGGGGUCACAACGGUGUCCGAUCCUGCGUUGACUGUCUUCAAACUGAUGUUAUGCCUCGUCUGCGCAUUGGUAUUGGCCGACCCUCAGGGAAAACGCCGGUGGACAGACAUGUGUUGGGACGAUUUUCUAAAGAAGAGCAGAUCAUUUUGAACUCUGUUCUGGAACAGAGUGUGGACCUUUUACUUACACAAAUUACUGAGCCACACCUCCAAACCUCUCCAUCAGGGGGCAGAAGAGCAGCAGGCAGGAGUAAAGAGAGAAAACCUCCAGUUCAGCCUGCAGAAGGACAGAGCCAGAACUGACCUGAAGUGCUUUAUAAUUGUUUAUUAUAUAAUUCCUCACUCUUCCUAUUUUAUUUAUACUGUUGUGAUGGUUAAAUAAGAGUUUUAAUUGCUA